This is a messenger RNA of Anguilla anguilla (European eel), 4653 nucleotides long. It is a transcript of the gene zdhhc17, whose product is annotated as zinc finger DHHC-type palmitoyltransferase 17. Gene Ontology annotation, cellular component: Golgi membrane. The coding region runs from base 93 to 1961 and encodes 622 amino acids. Gene Ontology annotation, biological process: protein palmitoylation. The transcript is spliced from 17 exons. The record is from RefSeq and is a predicted model, not a curated record. NCBI's taxonomy places the organism in Eukaryota, Metazoa, Chordata, Actinopteri, Anguilliformes, Anguillidae. Gene Ontology annotation, molecular function: protein binding; palmitoyltransferase activity.
CCGUUUCGAACGUGGCUCACUGUCAUCUCCGGUUUGUUUCUCUGAACAAGAACCCUUGCUUCCCAUAAUGCUCAGCGAGGUUUAACGGCAAGAUGGCUGACGCUAUGGAGGAAUACGAAAAAGAAGCUGGCUGUGUCCCUAUUCUCCACCCAGAGGAAAUCAAGCCUCAGAGUCACUGUAACCAUGGCUACAGCGAGAGCGUGGGCCGCAAGAGUCACGCGGACGACUACAGCACCUGGGACAUCGUCAAAGCCACACAGUACGGGAUUAUCGAGCGCUGCCGGGAGCUGGUGGAGGCGGGCUACGACGUGCGGCAGCCGGACAAGGAGAACGUGACUCUGCUGCACUGGGCAGCCAUCAACAACAGAGUAGAGCUGGUCAAGUACUACAUAUCGAAGGGCGCCAUCGUGGACCAGCUGGGGGGCGAUCUCAACUCCACGCCGCUGCACUGGGCUACACGACAGGGCCACCUCUCCAUGGUGGUGCAGCUGCUGAAGUUCGGGUCGGACCCCGCCCUCAUCGACGGGGAGGGGUGCAGCUGCGUGCACCUGGCCGCGCAGUUCGGACACACCUCCAUCGUGGCCUACCUCAUCGCCAAGGGCCAGGAUGUGGACAUGAUGGACCAAAAUGGCAUGACUCCACUGAUGUGGGCAGCGUACAGGACACACAGCGUGGACCCCACCCGCCUGCUGCUGACCUUCAACGUGUCGGUCAGCCUGGGGGACAAGUACCACAAGAACACGGCGCUGCACUGGGCAGUGCUGGCCGGCAACACCACCGUCAUCAGCCUGCUGCUGGACGGCGGCGCCAACGUGGACGCGCAGAACAUCAAGGGUGAGACGCCGCUGGACCUGGCCAAGCAGAGGAAGAACGUCUGGAUGAUCAACCACCUGCAGGAGGCCCGGCAGGCCAAGGGCUACGACAGCCCCUCCUACCUGAAGAGGCUGAAGGGGGACAAGGACUUCAGGCAGAAGAUGAUGUUGGGCACGCCCUUCUUGGUCAUUUGGUUGGUGGGCUUCAUCGCGGACCUGGACAUGGACUCCUGGCUGAUAAAGGGACUGCUGUACGGGGUGGUGUGGAUAGCGGUGCAGUUUCUCUCCAAGGCCUUUUUUGACCACUCCAUGCACAGCGCCCUGCCCCUGGGAAUCUACCUGGCCACCAAGUUCUGGAUGUACAUCACCUGGAUCUUCUGGUUCUGGAACGAUCUCCCCUUCGUCACCAUUCACCUGCCCUUCAUCCUGAACAGCGUGGCGCUCUUCUACAACUUCGGGAAAUCCUGGAAGUCCGACCCGGGCAUCAUCAAAGCUUCUGAGGAGCAGAAGAAGAAGACAAUUGUUGAACUGGCAGAGACGGGCAGUUUGGAUCUGAGCAUAUUCUGCAGUACUUGUUUGAUACGGAAGCCUGUGAGGUCCAAACAUUGCGCUGUGUGCAAUCGCUGUAUUGCCAAGUUUGACCACCACUGUCCCUGGGUAGGCAACUGUGUAGGAAGUGGGAACCACCGCUACUUCAUGGGGUACCUGUUCUUCCUGCUCUGCAUGAUCUGCUGGAUGAUCUACGGCUGCAUCUGCUACUGGAGAAUCCACUGUGCCACCACUUACACCAAGGACGGCUUCUGGACCUACGUGACGCAGAUCGCCACCUGCUCGUCCUGGAUGUUCUGGAUGUUCCUCAACAGCGUCUUCCACUUCAUGUGGGUGGUGGUGCUCAUCAUGUGCCAGAUAUACCAGAUCGCCUGCCUGGGUAUAACUACAAACGAGAGGAUGAACGCCAGAAGAUACAAGCACUUUAAAGUUACGUCAACGUCCAUAGAGAGUCCCUUCAACCACGGAUGUUUCCGGAACCUCAUAGACUUCUUCGAGCUGCGCUGCUGCGGCCUGUUUCGGCCGGUGGUCGUGGACUGGACCACGCAGCACUCGAUAGACUACGACCAGACGUCCGGGUCGGGCUACCAGCUGGUGUAGGACGUCCGAGGAGCGGGGCCCGGCCCGGGGGACCGCCACCCGCCCCUCUGGGGGGGGGGGGGUCAGCGGAGACGAGCAUGCUGUUACAGGACACGACGACACGACGCCACAAACCCACGCCCGGAACGCCGGAGGCACCUCCCUCUCCAGAUCUCCUCGUUCCCCCACCGUCACGGACAGCGCGCACCUGCCAGCUGUGUGGGGCAGGAGACCCAGGAGGGAGGGGAGGAGCCAAAAAAAAAGGGAUUUAUUUGUCCUCUGUAUGGGGAGGCAUGCAUUGCAGCACACGUAUGCUUUGUUUUAUUUUAAUUUUUUUUUGCCAUCAAUUAUCGUGUUCCCUUCGGUUUUUUUGUUGUCCUUUUAAAUGGUUUUUAAAUAUUUUAUGCCUGAAGUUCAGUGGGAAAAAAAUAUCCAAGGAAGCUCUAGGAGACUUGCUUCAAGGACGGUGUGCAGUAUUUUGCAUAACAGACUGCCUUUUGGGAGGUCCGGGGAACAGGGCGUGUCUGGCUGAGGGUUCUGUUUUUAUGCAGUUUCUGGUGAGGCGAGGAAGUCUGGCUACGGUUAUGUGGGGUCAAGCAAUUACCCCCAACACACAGUGCAAAUGAGUCUCACCAAUACUGUGGAGUUCAGAUAAUAAUGUGACAGAAGUUAGAAAUCGAGGAUGUGGUUCGUUUUUUUAGAGUACUCUUUAGAGGGCAAAACUAUGAGGGAGUGCAGGUGUAAGUUAUAAAGAAAAAAGAGGAAAAAAUAAUGUCUUGUAUAUUUAUUUAAAAAUAUUUUUUAUAGACAAGUGAAGUCAUGGUACCAUCUGUUUUAUGUUAGUAUUAAUUUUAAUAUUUUACUGUGAAAACAUCCCUCCUAAGAUCGAAAAUAACUUGACAAGGUGUAUGCAUAUAUGUGUAUGCACGUGUGGAUGUGUGUGAGUUUGUGUGUGCAACACACACACACACACAAAGAGACAUUAUAUAUACAAAUACAUUUGUUUGCAUGUGCAUAUCAGUAUGUUGUGCAUAGCUGCAAACAUACUGACGUGACUACACUUUUGUUCCGAUGUUCAUUGUGUCAACACUCAAGAACCACAUAAUUUUAUGGAAUGGUGGUAAGUUUACAAUUCCACGUUUUUAUUUAUUUUUUGUUUGAUUUUUGAUUUUGUGUCUUUUUUCAUUUGGCUGCACGUUUGCCUGAUUGUACGAUGCACUGAUUACCUUCCAUUACUUCCGGGAAACACUUCCAUGCGUUUACAGAGGCGGGAAGCCCUAGGCGGGACGUCCGAGGCGUGAUGUUCAGUGGACACAUCACGGCUGCCAACUCUUGUCUUUUGUUCCUUUUUUUUUGUUCCAUUUAAUUUUCAGUUGUUUUUUUGUUUUUUUUUUCAGAAGAAUGAACUGUAAGCAGCAGCUCACAGAGUUCAUACCAAUGUAAAGAAUGUGUAUCUGUACAUAAACUACCCCCCCCCCCUUCUGUGAGUGACCUUCGUCAGUGUUAGCUGAAGCUGCUCAUUUUAUGUUCGUCCCCAACAAAACCUAAAAGUAACCUACAAUACAACUGUGUGACUAGCUUUUAGUAACGUCUAACACUGCUGUGCAAUAAGCGUUCAACCCCCAGGCACUCUGCAUGUGCGCCAUGUUUGGAAAGCGGGUUUUUUCUCGUACACGGCAAAACGUUCUGGUUUUAGUCAACUCUUCGGUCCCGGAAGGACUGCGGCGUACUGCUCUUGGACUAAAAUCGUGUCAUAGCGUGAUGUACUCAGAUUUAAAUGCAUUCUUAUCACAGUUGACUUCACGGAACGUUUUGCUGUGGGCAUUUGUCACACUCAAAUCUGUCUGAUGGCUGCCCCAGACCCCUCGUCUGAGGGAGCCUAGCGUCUGUAAAUAAUCACUGUCCAGUAGCUGCAGCUCAAGCUCCCCCCUCUGUAGGAGUACGUGUCACAAAUCAUGCAGGUGCAGCUAAUUUGCAAGCGCCUGACGUCAGCUGUCCCCCCCUGUUCCAGAGGUGUAAAUAUAUUUGAAUGUUCUGUAUGGAGGGGGGGGCCGAAAAGAACAGCUGUGGCCAUUUUUUAUUAUUUUAGGGUCGAUGUUGGAUUCUUUCAUGCCACUGGAGGUCCAAGGCUGCAAAGAACGUCAUAAGGGAAGCAAGAUUUUUUUGGAUCUGUGCAUUUGAUUCCGUCCUCCAAAUCCCGCCCUCCUGCACUUGUUGCAACGUUCUUACAGGCCACUGGAGCCUUUUUAAAGUCAACCGCGCAGUCUGUAAUGUAUGCAGUUCUCCAUUUUGUAGCCCUGUCUCUUGUAGGGUUUAUGGGAUGCGCUCAGUCCUCCACCCAGGUCCUCGAGAGCCUCAAAAUGACAAACUCAACCACCUCAGACCUGGAAACCCAGCUGAGGUGAGCUAACGGUCCAUCAGCUGCUUUGAUUGGUCAGUUACGUGCUGAGUGACAAGCAAAUCAACCUAUCCCGUGGCUCCUCAGGCCUGGGUGGGAGGACCCCCGAGUUGAGAGCUAAAUGACUAUCAGACGCAAUGCAGAUAGAUAUUCCCUAGUAAAAUCCCUCUCUCCACCCGAAAUGGCAGAAGCACAUUAAACUGAAAGAUGAUCCACCUCCAAAUGCUGCCUGCGUAUGCCUUUAUACAGGUUCAUUACCCACAUGUUCUCUUCAGACACGUACUGGGCAUGGUAGAAUUUUAUUGGGUUUCAUAA